GCGACGCGCUGCAGCUCUCCUCCUCUCCAAAUUCAGCGCGCUCCACUUCUCCUCUCUCUAGCCGUGUGCCUGCGUACAGACGGACCUACCGACCGCGUAAAAUACGCUUUUAUCUCGCACUAGACGGACAAUAAGGACACAGAUGUCUCCACUAUUCACUUUAGGAGCGUUUCCGCACUGAAUUGAAUUACCGGUACAUUCAUCACGCCUUCGUUUUGUCACCAUUUUAAAUGAAAAAAAUGACAUUGGCGUGGAAUUGUGGUGGACGGUUUUACUUGAAAGUGUGGACGUGCUUUUUCAGCCUUGCAGUGCUCAGGACUCUCUCUAUACCUGCUAAUGAAGUGAACUUGCUGGACUCUCGCUCUGUCAUGGGGGACCUUGGGUGGAUAGCUUACCCAAAGAAUGGGUGGGAGGAGAUAGGUGAGGUGGAUGAGAACUAUGCUCCCAUCCACACGUACCAGGUGUGUAAAGUGAUGGAACACAACCAGAACAACUGGCUGCAGACUAACCUCAUCCUCAACGAGGGAGCUCAAAGAGUGUUCGUGGAGCUACAGUUCACCCUGAGGGACUGUAACAGCCUUCCGGGUGGCGUUGGUACCUGCAAAGAGACCUUCAACAUGUACUACUACGAGUCUAACGAUGAGGAGGGGAGGUAUCUCAGGGAAAGCCAGUACUCUAAGGUAGACACCAUAGCUGCUGACGAGAGCUUUACGGAGUUAGACCUGGGAGACAGAGUGAUGAAGCUGAAUACAGAGGUAAGAGAUCUGGGACCGUUGAUGAAGAAGGGCUUCUACUUGGCGUUUCAGGACCUGGGAGCCUGCGUAGCGUUGCUAUCCGUCAGGGUCUUCUAUAAGAAGUGUCCCUUCAUAGUGAGGAACCUAGCUCAGUUCCAGGACACAAUUACAGGGUCGGACUCCUCCCAGCUGCUGGAGGUGGCAGGAAAAUGUGUCAACAACUCGGUGGCGGAGGACCUACCCAGGAUGCACUGCAGCGCAGAGGGGGAGUGGCUAGUGCCCAUCGGGAAGUGUGUGUGCCAGGCGGGGUUUGAGGAAGUGAACGACAGUUGUCAAGUCUGCAGAGCGGGUUUCUUCCGAUCGGUGCUGCAGACCCCUGCCUGCAGUAAAUGUCCUCCUCACAGCUUUGCCAGAGUCCAGGGUUCCAUAGCCUGUACCUGUGAGGAUGGAUACUACAGGAGAGACAGUGACCCGCCCAACAUGGCCUGUACACGACCGCCUUCUGCUCCUCGUAAUGCCAUUUCCAAUGUAAACGAGACGUCGGUCUUCCUGGAGUGGGCGGUUCCUGAGGAGACUGGCGGCAGGAAGGACGUCAGCUAUAACAUCCUGUGUCGUAAGAUCAGCGUUGACAGCAGACGCUACGAGGAGUGUGACAGCACGGUGCGGUUCCUGCCACAACGCAACAGUCUCAGGAACAACUCUGUGAUGGUGGCAGACCUUCUGGCUCACACGAACUAUACGUUCGAGGUAGAGGCCGUCAAUGGAGUGUCUGAGCUCACCAACCCCGGACGACAGUUUGUCUCUCUCAACGUCACCACCAACCAGGCAGCCCCGUCUCCUGUGAGUGUGGUGAGGAAAGGGAAUUCUGGGAAGAACAGUAUCGCUGUGUCGUGGCAGGAGCCAGACAGACCUAACGGGAUAAUCCUGGAGUACGAGAUCAAAUACUUUGAGAAGGACCAGGAAACCAGCUACACUAUCAUUAAGUGUAAGGAAACAGAGCUCGUGGCUGACGGGCUGAAGCCAUCAUCAGUCUACAUAUUCCAGAUCAGAGCCAGAACAUCAGCCGGGUACGGAGGAUUCAGCCGGCGCUUCGAGUUCGAGACCAGCCCCUACACAGUAGCUGCAUCCAGUGACCGGUCGCAGUUCCCCAUCGUCGCUGUAGCCAUCACUGUAGGCGUUAUACUACUGGCCCUGGUGACUGGCUUACUGCUUAGUGGAAGGCGGUGUGGCUACAGCAAGGCCAAGCAGGAACCUGAUGAAGAGAAGAUACACUUCCACAACGGCCACAUUAUGUACCCGGGGGUGCGUACGUAUAUCGACCCCCACACCUACGAGGACCCCAACCAGGCCGUCCAUGAGUUCGCCAAGGAGAUCGAUGUUUCCUGCAUCACAAUUGAGAGAGUCAUCGGAGCUGGUGAGUUUGGGGAGGUGUGCAGCGGCCCACUCCGUCUGCCUGGUAAGAAGGAGUUCCCAGUAGCCAUUAAGACCUUGAAGGCAGGUUACACAGAACGACAAAGGCGGGACUUCCUAGGGGAGGCGUCCAUCAUGGGACAGUUUGAUCAUCCAAACAUCAUCCACCUGGAAGGCGUGGUCACCAAGACAAAACCUGUGAUGAUCAUCACGGAGUACAUGGAGAACGGAUCACUGGACACCUUCCUCAAGAAGAACGAUGGCCAGUUCACAGUGAUCCAGCUGGUUGGGAUGCUGCGUGGUAUGGCGUCAGGCAUGCGCUACCUGUCUGACAUUGGAUAUGUGCACCGGGACCUGGCGGCGCGUAACAUCCUGGUCAACAGCAACCUGGUGUGUAAGGUGUCUGACUUUGGCCUGUCCAGAGUCCUGGAGGACGAUGCAGAGGCUGCAUAUACGACCAGGGGCGGUAAAAUCCCGAUCCGCUGGACUGCUCCAGAAGCGAUCGCGUUCAGGAAGUUCACCUCCGCCUCUGACGUGUGGAGCUACGGCAUCGCCAUGUGGGAAGUGAUGUCAUAUGGAGAGAGACCCUACUGGGAGAUGAGUAACCAGGAUGUUAUUAAGGCAGUUGAGGAGAGCUACCGUCUCCCUGGCCCUAUGGACUGUCCUGUAGUUCUGUACCACCUGAUGAUGGCCUGCUGGCAGAAGGACAGGAACAGCAGACCCAAGUUUGAGGAGAUCGUCUGUAUACUAGACAAACUGAUACGCAACCCCAGCAGUCUCAAAGCCCUGGUCAACUCAUCACACAGGGUGUCUAAUCUAGUGGAGCCUGGCAGUGUGGACUCAGAGGCCAGCGUGUCUGCGUCAGUAGCCCUGAUGGAGGCCACUGGCUACCAGUCUGGAGGCCUGAGGGAGGCCAUUGGCUACCAGUCAAUAGAGGAGUGGCUGAAGGGGAUCAAGAUGGGUCGCUACGUGGAGCUUUUCAUGGACAGUGGAUACACCUCAGUGGAAGUGGUCUCCCACAUGACCCUGGAUGAUCUGAGGAGGGUUGGAGUGAACCUGGUCGGACAUCAGAAGAAGAUAAUCAACAGCAUCCAGGAGAUGAGAGUUAGCCUGGUGAAUAAUACUAUACCAAUCUAACCUUUGACCCCUUACCCUACAACCAGAUGUACAGUAUGGACACUGCAGUACCAAUCUGACCUUUGAACCUAGGGUCAGACAUGAUGAACUUUACAGUACCAAUCUGAACCUACUCCCAACAGGCAGACAGAUAGACAUAUGGAUCUAGUGGCCUAGAACUUUUCUAUGAAUAUAUGAUCAUGAUGUAUUUAUUGACUGAAAUACAACGGGACACGACUUGAUGAAGUGAGGAACACUGAAGAGCGCUUGGUGUUGAACAGUUGUGUUUUUGUGACCUGAACUGGGUGAAGUGAGAGGAGGAGACUCUGUGUAGUAAAAUACUCUCAGGGAUGGAAGUCACUGGCCAGCCGGGCUAGUAAACGGUGAAUUAUACGAGCCCGGGUAACAUUCGGUUCCAAAAUCUGUGCCAUGAAAUGAUUUAAAAGACCAUCUUGUUUGGCACAUUUUCUCCUUGUCCAGUCUGAACAGCGCUAGCUGAGUACUCUUCCUGGAUGGGACUCAGACAUGGGAGUCAGUCUCUUGGCUGAAUGUAUGGCACUUCAGAAACCCCAGCAGCUACACACAGUCUAUUACCUCUAGACAGCCAACCUACAUUACUGAAAACAUCAUCAACAGUAAUACAGAGAAUAACUUUCAGCACUUUUACAGAACUCACAGAUGUCCUACGGAACCCAUAUACAUCCUACUGAACCCAAGAAUGUCCUACAGAACCCACAGAUGUCCUACAGAACCCACAGAUGUCCUACAGAACCCACAGAUGCCCUACUGAACCCAAAAAUGUCCUACAGAACCCACAGAUGUCCUACUGAACCCACAGAUGUCCUACUGAACCCACAGAUGUCCUACUGAACCCACAGAUAUCAUACUGAACCCACAGAUGUCCUACUGAACCCACAGAUGUCCUACUGAACCCACAUAUAUCCUACUGAACCCACAGAUGUCCUACUGAACCCACAGAUGUCCUACUGAACCCACAGAUGUCCUACUGAACCCGCAGAUGUCCUACUGAACCCGCAGAUGUCCUACUGAACCCACAGAUGUCAGAACCCACAGAUGUCAGAACCCACAGAUGUCCUACUGAACCCGCAGAUGUCAGAACCCACAGAUGUCCUACUGAACCCACAGAUGUCCUACUGACAUCCUGCAGUAUCUACAAACAUCCUUAAGAACUUUCAGACAAACUACGGAACUUGCCGCACUCCAACAGAAAAACGACUGUUUCAACAUAAUCAGACAUCCUACAGAAUUGUACAGAACUUCCAGUGUUCCAUAGAUCCACAUGCAUCCUAUAGAGAAAUAAAACAUAUUGCAGUCUAUCAGAACCUUCAGAUAACCGACAGAACCUCCAGGAACCUACCAGAACAUCCAUACUUCCAACAGAACUUCCAACAGAACCUUUAAAUGGAACUUUCAGAAAUCCAUACAAAUCUCCAGAACUGUCAUUCAACGGAACAUACCAAUAGAACCAAUCCAGAAGUUUCUACCACGUCUAACAGCACAUUCUAUUGAUUUGCUAGUUGGUUAUCUAUGAGACUUUCCUCUGCACAUCAAGCUUCAUCACACCCCCUCCACUUUAUCCACUACCCUACAGAGAUUGGACUGUGUUUGUGCAGAAAGACUGUUUUUCAUACGAACAUGUAUUAUUUUGGUGGGCAACUCCUGAGUAUUAAGAAGCAAUAUAGACUUUUAGCUUGGUAUUAGUAAUUUAUUUGUAACUUUUUAUUCUAUAAAAGCAUUUGUAUGUGUGUAGUAUUUCUUCCUGACUACAAAACCCCUGGCCCAUGACCUCACUCUCUGAGGGUGUCUCAGGGGGAGUGGGAUAUGCAAAAACACAUUUCCAAUUCACACCGUGUAUAACACACACGGGUACAUGUGUGAAAUAGGACAAAUGUAAGCACCCACGUAAUUCUUCUUCUUCUUCUUCUUGUUAUACAUGUCGUAGGAGGUAAUGCAUUAUUAUAAAGCAAGUCUCCGGUCAAAAUCAAAUCCACAACCGUCAGUCGGUGGAUCAUUAUUUGACUUUAACGUUGUAUAUACUAGAUAGUAAAACCAAGGAAGCUUUGUUUUCUCUCCUCCUUCUUUAUACUGGAGAACAUUACAUACCGGGUUAAUGUAGAGAAUAUGUACACUCUCAGAAAAAAGAGUUACAAAAGGGUUCUUUGGCUGUCCCCAUAAGAGAACCCUUUGAGGAAUUCCUUUUUGGUUCCAGGUAGAGCUCUUUUGGGUUCCAUGUAGAACCCUCUGUGUAAAGGGUUCUGCCUGGAACCUAAUAGGGGUUUUCCUAUAAGGACAGCUUUGUGUUCUAGAUAGCACCUUUUGUUAAGAGUGUAGAGUUACGAUUUAAUACAUGCUUACAUCACUACUCAGUGCUUUAUUGGUUGAACUUGAUCCUUUUACAGUCAAUUGCACAUAACUUUUGCUCUGAUAAUCGCUUAAUGAUCAAUGAUUACUCUAUCUGUGUUCGUUGUGGGAUGUAUUUUCAUUUAUUUAACUAGCCAAGUCAGAUAAGAACAAAUUCUUAUUUACAAUGACGGGCUAGGAACAGCGGGUUCACCGCCUUACUCAGGGGCACAACGACAGAUUUUUACCUUGUCAGCUCGGGGGAUUCGAUCUUGCAACCUUUCGGUUACUGGCCCAACGCUCUAACCACUAGGCUACCCUGUCGCCCCCGGCUACCUGUCGCCCCCCGGCUACCUGUCGCCUCCCGGCUACCUGUCGUAAUAAAAUAGAUUGUAUGAAGAGAGAAGAUAGAUUGAGACACUGCUGUAUUGUCUGACAGAGAACGAAGAUGGAUGUCAGUAGAACAGACUAACAGCUUGCUUGGUGGAAUAGUUGUCCUUAUUUCAGAAGUAUAUUUUAGAAAGAGAACAGGAUGGUAGCGUAGCAUGAUUCAGUAUAGUGGACUGCUUUUGAAAGUCCCUUUUUCCCCAGAACAGAUACAGGUGAAGGACCAGCUAUAUAUUCUGUUGAUUCAUCUGGUUUACAGCUUGUACAGUAACUAAUUACCGCUAAAGUUGUCCCCUUUCUAGGUUAUGCCAUCAUGGUUCGUUAGGUGAGUUUCACCGGUAUGCACCUUGGUAUCAGCCAACAUACCACCUUGGUAUCAGCCAACAUACCACCUUGGUAUCAGCCAACAUACCACCUUGGUAUCAGCCAACAUACCACCUUGGUAUCAACCAACAUACCACCUUGGUAUCAAACUACAUACCACCUUGGUAUCAGCCAACAUACCACCUUGGUAUCAGCCAACAUACCACCUUGGUAUCAGCCAACAUACCACCUUGGUAUCAGCCAACAUACCACCUUGGUAUCAACCAACAUACCACCUUGGUAUCAACCAACAUACCACCUUGGUAUCAAACUACAUACCACCUUGGUAUCAACCAACAUACCACCUUGGUAUCA
This is a messenger RNA of Salmo salar (Atlantic salmon), 6686 nucleotides long. Its product is annotated as un-named sa34860. Gene Ontology annotation, molecular function: protein binding; transmembrane-ephrin receptor activity; ATP binding. Gene Ontology annotation, cellular component: dendrite; plasma membrane. Gene Ontology annotation, biological process: protein phosphorylation; ephrin receptor signaling pathway; axon guidance. The record is from RefSeq and is a predicted model, not a curated record. Lineage: Eukaryota; Metazoa; Chordata; Actinopteri; Salmoniformes; Salmonidae.